This is a messenger RNA of Heteronotia binoei (common prickly gecko), 604 nucleotides long. RefSeq names its product N-alpha-acetyltransferase 40-like. The record is from RefSeq and is a predicted model, not a curated record. NCBI's taxonomy places the organism in Eukaryota, Metazoa, Chordata, Lepidosauria, Squamata, Gekkonidae. The transcript has a single exon. Gene Ontology annotation, molecular function: histone H2A acetyltransferase activity; histone H4 acetyltransferase activity; protein N-terminal-serine acetyltransferase activity. The coding region runs from base 71 to 577 and encodes 168 amino acids. Gene Ontology annotation, cellular component: nucleus.
AGUUCUCUUGCCCCCCUCCACGGAUUUCUGAGGAGAUUGUGGGGGUUGGGUUGUAACCACCACCACCAUUAUGGGAAGGAAGUCUAGUAAAGGGAAGGAGAAGAAACAGAAACGACUGGAGGAGCAGGCAGCCAUGGACACUGUCUGUGCCAAGGUGGAAGCUGCCAACAAACUGGUUGACCCAUUGGAAGCCUUCCCCGUGUUCAAGAAAUAUGAUAGGAAUGGGUUAAAUGUCUCCAUUGAAUGUAAACGAGUAUCCAGCUUGGACCCGACCAUGCUUGACUGGGCCCUUGAAUUGACGAAGACAAACAUGCAGACAUUGUAUAAGCAGAGCGAGUGGGGUUGGAAAGACCAGGAGAAAUGGGAUGAGAUGACAGAUGACCAAGCAUGGUAUCUCAUUGCUCUGGAAGACAGUUCAGUCCCCGUGGCUUUCUCUCACUUCCGCUUUGAUGUGGAAUGUGGAAAGGAGGUCCUCUAUUGCUAUGAAGUGCAGCUGAAAAGCAAAGUGAGAAGGAAAGGUCUGUGCAAAUUUCUCAUACAGAUACUGCAGCUUGUGGCAAACAGCACACAAAUGUAGAAAGUAAUGUUAGCAGUAUUUAAACAC